AUGGGAAGCGCGUUCAGUUUCAUGUCCGCUUCAGCUGAUAAUAAUUUAGAAACAUUUUCUCUCGCAUGGCUCAGUGCUCAAAUCGAUUCAACAGAAGAGAAUAAACAAACUCAGCAACAGCUUCGACAAAUCAUCAAUCACCUCAAAACAUUUCAUGACAAACAGCAAUGUCAUGACUAUGUCACUUCACUUUCUUCACAAGAUCGACUUGUUCUCAUUGUCAGUGGUCAAUAUGGUCGAGAACUAGUUCCUCAAAUUCAUUCACUUCGACAAGUCUCUGCAAUUUAUGUUUACUGUAUGAAUAAACAAGCACAUGAAAAAUGGGCAAACAGCUUUACCAAGGUGAAAAGUGUGAUUACGCGAACCAAAGAUCUCAUCGAUCACAUCAAAGCCGAUCAGAAAAGUCGAGCAAAGACUGAAGAACCACUCUCGAUCAAUAUUAUCAAUGGAACUGGCACUUCAGAUCAGUCCACAACUGAACUCAAUGGUCAUUUUCUUCACUCACUUCUUCUCAUCGAUGUUCUUCUUCGAUUGAAACCGAAUGACAAAGAUAAAGAUCAGCUCAUCACACUUUGCAAACAGCACUUUCAUGACAAUCACAGUGAGCUCGCUUUUGUAGAUGAAUUUAAGCGAGAAUAUUCAAGUGACAAGGCAGUUUGGUGGUAUACGCGUCGAUCGUUUGUGUACAAAAUGCUGAACAAGGCACUGCGAGUACAAAACAUUGAGAUUCUGUUUUUAUUUCGUUUUGUGAUCAACGACAUUUAUCGGCAACUGAAGCAGCAUCAAUGUGCAUCACCAUCACCUGUUCGUGUUUAUCGAGGUCAGAUGAUGUCAAGUGAUGAAUUAGAAAUCUUACGACGAUCGACUGGUAAACUUAUAUCGAUCAAUUCCUUUUUCUCAACUAGUCUCGAUCGACAGACAACAUCGGCAUUUCUCCGUAGUUCGAGUGAUCUACAUAGUGUGCUGUUUGUUAUUGAUGCUGAUCCAGCUGUAGUGAUGUCAAAACCAUUUGCUGAUGUUAGUAAACUGAGUUAUUUUACAAAUGAACGCGAGGUGCUGUUCAUGAGUGGAUGCAUCUUUCGUUUGGAUGGUAUUCAUCAAGAUGACGAUAUGUGGGUGAUUGAAAUGCAACUAUGUGAUGACAAUGAACAUGAUUUGAAGAUGCUGUUCGAUCACAUGAAGAAGGACUAUGGAAGUGGUGAUGGUAAAGUCGAUCUUCGUUCUUUGGGUGUUGUGUUGCGUAGAAUGGGAAAGCCUGAGUUAGCAGAGAAGAUGCUGCAGCGUCAUCUGAAUGAACUUCCACCGAAUGAUCCAUCGCUUGGAUGUGUAUACUGGUCACUUGGUAUAGUCACUCAAGAUAAAGGUGAUUAUGAUGCUAGUCUGAAGUGGUUCGAGAAAUCAUUGGAGAUCUAUAUGAAAACCGACUCAUCUGAUUAUGUCAGCAUAGGAAAUUUGUAUAAUUUGAUUGGUACGACUCACUGGAAAAAGAAUGAUAAUGAAAGAGCAUUGGAAUAUUAUAAGAAAGCAAUCACACUGUUUGAGGAAGGACACGCUGAGGAUCGUUCAGAUAUGGCUCAUUUCUACAACAACAUUGGUAUAAUCUAUCAGAAUCAGAAGAAGUAUUCGGAAGCUCUUGCUUACUAUGAGAAGUCAUUGGAUAUCCGAAAGAAACAUAUACCAGCUGAUGAUCCAAACAUAGGCACUUCAAAUUAUAAUCUUGGAUGUAUAUAUGAUGCCCUUGAACGAUAUGACCUUGCGAUGGAAUAUUAUACUGGAGCACUCAAGAUUCAGAAGAAAUCCCUACCUCAUGAACAUAUAGAUAUCGCCAAGAGCUACAGCAGCAUCGGUGUAAUACAUGAGAAGAAGAGUGAAUGGCGAGAAGCACUCGCGAACUAUGAAAAGGCUGCCGAAAUCUAUCGUAGUUCGUUAUCACCUCAACAUCCAUAUGUGAUCGAAGUCAACGAAGACAUUCGACGUGUCUCAUCAGGACAAAACUUAUUAAGUUACGUUGUGGAUUUUCUUCGUAAAGCAGUCGGAAUAUAA
This is a messenger RNA of Adineta ricciae, 2043 nucleotides long. Lineage: Eukaryota; Metazoa; Rotifera; Eurotatoria; Adinetida; Adinetidae. The record is from the annotation of a GenBank genome assembly.